CGGUCCUGUCAAGCCUUCGUUUAGCGCAGUUCCCUUUAACGCAUUUACCACGGAGUUAUAAACAGGACACCUGACCAUGGACGCGUUAAAAUCAGCCGGGAGAGCCAUCAUAAAAAGUCCUGGAGUUCCGCGGCACACAUGGGGAACCGCCAAGCACGAGAAGCUUCCAGAGAACUGGACAGACACUAAGGAGACCCUGCUGGAGGGAAUGGUGUUCAUGGUGAAGUACCUGGGCAUGACGUUGGUGGGUCAGCCUAAAGGAGAGGAAAUGGCUGCAGCUGCCAUCCACAGGAUUGUCUCAACGGCUCGUGCCAGCUCAAAAAAAUUUCGGAAGGUGACCCUUACCGUUUCCCCUAAAGGGAUCAUCAUUACAGACACUGAGACCAGCAAUCUCAUCGAGAACGUGUCUAUUUACAGAAUCUCCUACUGCACGGCUGAUAAAACUCAGGAUAAAGUCUUUGCCUACAUCUCACAGAGUGAGUUCAGUGAAACUCUGGAAUGCCAUGCCUUCCUCUGUCAAAAGAAGAAAAUUGCCCAGGCAGUCACACUCACAGUAGCCCAAGCUUUUAAAGUUGCCUUGGACUUCUGGGAAAUUGCCCAAGAAGACAAAGGUAAGAAGACUCGCACAUGCUGUUCCUGUUCAAGCAGUGAUCUUCAUAUGGAAACAAAACCUCGCUCUGUUUCAGAUGCUGAAAGCUCCCAGGCUCUGAUGGACCACAAGCUACAGAAGCCCUUCCUCUCCACUUCCAUCUAUUCACUAUCCCCACGUACAAAGGCCACCAAGAGACGACCAGUCAAACAGGAUUCCUGGGAUAUUGAAGACGAAGGCCUUAACACAUUCUCACGAGUCAGACUGGCAGAUUCCUGCUCCAGAACAGUGUUUAAGGACGCAGCUGUGAGCCCACUUGAGGAGAACUUCACAUCUCCAAGCAGUGAAGAGACAAAAUAAAUACACACACACACACACACACACACACACACACACACACAUUGACAGAAAGAACACUAUCAUUGUCCACAGAUGUAGAAGAUGUAUCAUGCACUGUAAGCACGUUAUACCAAAUGGCAACAACAUGAAGGCCCCAUAUAUUCAAUGAGCUUUUUUUCAUGGUCUAACUGAUCAAUUAAUUUGUGUUUUCAAAAAAAAAAAAAAAAAAAAAAAUCGAGCUCUAAGACACUAUUAUACUGUUCAACAACCACUUUUUGUAAGUCGCUCUGGAUAAGAGCGUCUGCCAAAUGCCUAAAUGUAAAUGUAAAUGUAACCAAAAUGUUAGUUAAAUUUCUGCAUUGUUUUUGCAAAUUGGGGUUUAUUUUGAUUGCAGCUCUUUAUGUGAAUUAGUUUGCCCUGUGCUAAGAGUUUACAGAUUUGCUGGUGUUUUUUCACCAGCAGCCUUUGUAUUUUGAGCCUUUA
Messenger RNA from Clarias gariepinus (North African catfish), 1411 nucleotides. RefSeq names its product low density lipoprotein receptor adapter protein 1. Lineage: Eukaryota; Metazoa; Chordata; Actinopteri; Siluriformes; Clariidae. The record is from RefSeq and is a predicted model, not a curated record. The transcript has 9 exons. The coding region runs from base 77 to 949 and encodes 290 amino acids.